AUGACAGAUUGUAAACGGAAAGAAAUCAAAAUAGCAGGAUAGCAUACCCUACAAAAAUACACAUAAUCUUGGUUGUCUGAAACCUUUAAAACAUUAGACAGACUGUUUUCUAUCAUUCUAUGUUACUAGAGUAGUUUAUUUUUUAUCCACCUCAAACCCACUUUCUCCCACUCUUCAUUCCCACAUUCUUCUUCAUCAUUUCUUUUCAACCCUCCUUUUAUUUAAACCUCCUUCUUUCCCUCUUCUCUUUCACAUUCUUUAUUCAACUGUCUUUCUUUCUUUCUCUUUUGUUUCUGUAAUCCAGUUAAACUGAUAAUCAUGGCUGAAGAAACAGCUAAUCAAACCACCGUUACACCAACUCCAAAUGAGCAAGAAGUUGUUGUAGUAACAGAUGAUUCAAUUAACGAUGUCGUAGCGAAGUACGAGGAUAAGGAUGAGAAGGAGAAGGAGAAGGAGAAGGAGAAGGAGAAGGAGAAGGAGGAGGUAGUUACUGAAACUAAGGCUGUUGUUGAGGAUGUUACCGCCUCGAAUGAGAAGGAGAAGGAGGAGGUAACUACUACUGAUAUGAAGGUUGCUGAUGUUGUUAUUGCUGAUAGUAAUGUUAACGAUGAGAUAAGUAAGGAUGAUAAUGGGUUAUAUCCUGAGAAUGAGAAGAAAGCAUUGGAUGAGCUUAAGCAGCUUAUCCAAAAUGCUCUUAAUAACCAUGAAUUUAGUUAUGCUACUCUACCACCGCCACCGCCGCAAUCGCUUGUAGAAGAGGGUCCUAUUGUGGUUGAUGAAGAGGUUGAGAAGAAGGCGGUUGAUGAAGAAGGGGUUAAGGAGGCUGAGGCCACCAAGGAGACAUUGGCUAAAGUUAGUGUAAACGAGGAUGGGACAAAGACUGUGGAGGCUAUUGAGGAGACAGUGACUUUCGAAGAGCAGCAGACGACUCCUGAUGACUCGACUCAGGAGUCGUCUGCUGCGGUGUCUUCACCUCUUGCUGAUGCUGAGCAAGAGGUGAAGACACCAACGGAGGCAGUAAAGGAAGUAGCCGCUUCCUUACUGCCUCCGGAGGAGGUGUCCAUAUGGGGCGUACCCCUCCUCAAGGACGAAAGGACAGACACCAUCCUCUGGAAGUUCCUGCGUGCCAGGGACUUCAAAGUGGUUGAAGCCUUCGCCAUGAUCAAAUCCACCAUUAAGUGGAGGAAAGAGUUCAAAAUCGACGAAUUGCUCGAGGAAGACUUGGGGAAUGAUCUAGAGAAGGCGGUGUUCAUGCACGGGUUUAGCAAAGAAGGUCACCCUGUGUGUUACAAUGUUUAUGGUGCAUUCCAAAACAAGGAAUUGUAUCAGAAAACAUUUUCUGAUGAAGAAAAAAGGCAGAAAUUCCUGAAAUGGAGGAUUCAAUUCUUGGAGAAAAGUAUCAGAAAGUUGGAUUUUAGUCAUGGAGGUAUUUCAACAAUGGUUCAAGUUAAUGAUCUUAAGAAUUCUCCUGGACCUGGUAAAUGGGAGCUUAGACAAGCUACAAAACAAGCUCUACAAUUGCUGCAGGAUAAUUACCCUGAAUUUGUUGCCAAACAGGUGUUUAUCAAUGUGCCAUGGUGGUAUGUGGCAGUCAACAAGAUGAUAAGUCCCUUUUUGACUCAGAGAACAAAGAGCAAGUUUGUUGUUGCUGGACCUUCUAAAUCUGCUGAAACUCUUUUCUGCUACAUUGCUCCGGAGCAAGUACCGGUUCAAUAUGGUGGAUUUAGUAAAGAUGGAGAAUUUGGAAGCAAAGAUGGUGCAACACAAAUUAUUGUCAAGCCAACAUGCAAGGAAACUGUGGAAUUUGAUGUUACUGAGGCAUGCCAUCUAACAUGGGAGGUGAGAGUGCUUGGAUGGGAAGUAAGCUAUGGUGCUGAAUUUGUGCCCAAUGCUAAAGAUAAUUACACUGUUAUUAUACAAAAAAUGAGGAAAGUGGGACCCACUGAAGAAACCAUAAUUAGCAACACCUUCAAGACUAGUGAGCCUGGCAAAAUUGUUUUAACCAUUGAUAAUUCAUCCUCUAAGAAGAAAAGACUUCUUUAUCGCCUUAAAACCAAGCCUUCUAUUGAUGACUAAACAACGGCUUAUUAUAUAUUAUUUUAUUUUGAUUAACUUUGAGAAAUGCCCUUUUUUUCAAGUAUUCAUUUAGUUGUAUUUUAUUAUGAAUUUUAUGAUAAUUAUUGUUAAUAUAUAUUAUUUUGGUUGUGAAGAAGGGUGUAUGGUUUAUGUUAUUGGAAUAUAUUUUUAUUAAUUUGA
Chenopodium quinoa (quinoa) is the source of this 2256-nucleotide messenger RNA. Its product is annotated as patellin-3-like. The record is from RefSeq and is a predicted model, not a curated record. The transcript is spliced from 4 exons. Lineage: Eukaryota; Viridiplantae; Streptophyta; Magnoliopsida; Caryophyllales; Amaranthaceae. Gene Ontology annotation, molecular function: lipid binding. Bases 319 to 2076 code for a protein of 585 amino acids.